Molecule: messenger RNA, 2515 nt
Organism: Pseudogymnoascus verrucosus
Lineage: Eukaryota; Fungi; Ascomycota; Leotiomycetes; Thelebolales; Thelebolaceae
Exons: 2
Coding region: 1305-2447 (380 amino acids)
Source: RefSeq, a predicted model, not a curated record
GCUAUUAUAAUGAAAUCCUGUCAUCACAGCUACUGGUUUAGCCCCAGUGUACGAGACAGUGAGGUUUCGCUUACUACUUCCGAUCGCCCUCAAAACUUGCUCUCCGACCUGCCUUUCGGCGACUCGCAACAACCGAGUCUUAUUGUUCUCCUUGGAACGGAUGAGAAGACAUUAGCUUUGCAGGAGCUAGCCUCCACUAAAUCCGAGCCACGACGGUUAGCAAAGCUAGGGUACGGCGAGACGCACCUUCAUCUUGACUCUUCGACUGCUUUCAGUGACAGGCCGGUCCUGUUCGCGGGUGGCAACUUUACACCACAUUAAACCAAGCAGAGCAAUAGCGAGUGAAGGCUGCCAUGAUUUAAAGACAAGAUACCUACCAAGACUAAGAAAUGACCUCCCAUUGAUCUUUUUGAGGCAGCUGACCAGGUCUAUGUAAGGCUUCUUUUGCCUUUCACUGACGUGUUCUGUAUCAACACGGCGCCGUUCGAUACGCUUAGCAAAGCACCGACUGGCUUAGACCUGCACUCUUUGCAUGUCGUAUCUGUGACAUUGGGUUUGAAGGAGCUGCUGAUUUACACAUGGCUAUUCAGCACACACCAUGGGCAGUAGGGCUGUGAUGACCAUAAGAUAUGAGCGUAUGGUGGGUGGUUAUAUACUGGUGGUCGAGAGAGCGGACUCCGACUUUACGUCUGCUAAUGGCGAAAUAGAUGCCAAUGUUUCCGGGUUCUUAAUUCUCCGGCAGGGCAUUCGGCAGAAUCUCCUCCGAAAUAUCACUUUAUAUAUUCAUCCGCACCGCCACCACCGCAUAUAUUCACCUGCACCGCCACCACCGCGCGACCGUGGGAUACUUUCCUGGAGUAUGCACCAAUCACAGAAUAACGUUGUGGAAAGAAGAAUCGAAGCCAACCAAAAAUGGCGGGGAAUACCUGGGGAAUGUGGGGGGACACGCCGUGAUCGACCGGGACCAGACCUCGGAGGUCCAAAGGCACGGUUUGUUUGUUGGUUAUAACGCGAUAUUGGAGGACUUAUUCACCUCAUGGAUAUCAAAUUGGCCCCAUAGCGGGAUGAUACUAUGAGUUACCCCUCUCUAUGUACGGUUUAUCGUGGACGUAAUGAUGAAGUUGGUUAGUUAUUUCUCUUAGCUCCCAGACCUCCAUUGUUAUUGCACAGGGAUAAUUAUAAAGGUAAUUAGCUAGGAAAAGAGUAUAUAAAGAUCAUCACAUACCCAUAAAAUUGAAAGAUCAGCACUCUCUGCCAUCGUCUCAUUCCCAUCAACGGAUUAGCUUUGAAGCAAGAAUCUCAUAAUGCGCGGCAUCGCCACAUGUUUGGCGUGGGCCUUGUCCAUCACUUCCACGUAUGCUGCACCUCCAGCAGGAGCAGGUCCUAAGAAGUGUGCUGUUACGGAAUUCUCCCAGCAGACAAUCUUCGUUCCGCCUCGGGAUUACAACACUCCAAAGACUCUCUAUGGUCGUACCGCCCAACUCGAGGAUGGAACUCUGCUCGCGACUUGGGAAAACUACUCUCCCGAGCCACCAAUUGUCCACUACCCCAUCUACAAAAGCACCGACAAAGGCAAGACCUGGGCCCAAUUUUCCACCGUCAAAGACACCGUAAACGGCUGGGGCCUCCGCUACCAGCCCUUCCUCUACGUCCUCCCCCGCGCCAUCGGCACCUUCAAAAAAGGCACCAUCCUCUGCGCCGGCAACUCCCUCCCCACCGACCUCAGCAAAACCAAGAUCGACAUCUACGCCUCCCGCGACUCCGGCAAGACCUGGACCUUCGUCUCCAGCGUCGCCUCCGGCGGCCGCGGCAUCCCCAACAACGGCGAGACACCCGUCUGGGAACCCUUCCUCCUCGUCCACAAGAACGAGCUCAUCGCCUACUACGCCGAUCAGCGGGACCCGGAACAUGGCCAAAAGCUGUCGCAUCAGGUCACUUCGGACCUCGUGAACUGGGGCCCGCCGGUCGAUGAUGCCUCGUCUGCUACGUACGAUAAUCGCCCUGGGAUGACGACCGUCGCGCGCCUGCGCAACGGCGAUUACCUCAUGCUGUAUGAGUUUGGCGGCGGCUAUAAUCCCGCUAACAGCGGGUGGUUCCCCGUGUACUAUAAGAUUGCUGCGGACCCGAGGAAAUUCGAUGAGGCGGAGGAGAUGGUGAUUAACGCGGGUGGCGUCGUGCCGACGGGGUCGCCGUACGUUGUUUGGAGCCCGUCGGGGGGGAAGAAUGGGACUAUUGUUGUGAGUGCUGCGAGCCACUCUGAGGUCUUCGUCAAUACCAAGGCGGGUGAUAAGGAUGCGUGGGUCAUGCAUAAGACGCCUCAGGAGAGUGCGUAUACGAGGAGCUUGCUGGUCAUGGAUGACCCAGACUACUUGCUUAUUCUGGGCGCUGGGCAGUUGGGCGGUGAUAACAAGGUGACGGAUACUGUUAUGAGGCUGCCAAACCUGUAAUUUAGGCAUUCUUGGGGAUGGGGAUGGGGAUGGCUAGUUGAAGUUUAUUUAGAGACAGUGAAUGAAGC